AUAUUUACUAUUAAAAUAAAGAAGGUCAUGAAUGCAAAUCAAAAUUUCUAAAAGGCUAAAGUAAGAAUAUGCGGCUCCUUCUAGGUGUUGAUCAGUACAAAACAAGUCCAAAUGACUCCUUUACUGUUAAUGGUUGCUGACUCCUGGUCUAGGACUUUAUAAACUCAUUCAAAAAUUUAGGAUUAAAAAAUAUCCUGUUUCAGUUAUAGAUCCAAACAGGAAAAGCUACAUUUUCAUCAAUCAAGCAAUGUCAUGGAGUUCUGCUCAGCAGUACUGCAGGGAAAACUACAAGGACUUGGCGAUGAUCGAAAACCAGGAAGAAAACAUGGAGGCUCAGAAUGCUAUACCGUCCGGUUCUAUGGGCUGGAUUGGUCUGUAUCGAGAACCCUGGACCUGGUCUGAUGGGAGCCUGAGCUCCUUCAGAAACUGGUAUCCCUCUGGAUUAAACAACAUCAACGAAAGCCAACACUGUGUUACUGAGAAUCCCCAGCAUCAAUGGGCCGAUGAAUUCUGUGACGUCCCAUGGGUUUUUGUCUGCCAUCAAGUUCCAAAGACAGAAAGGAAAACCACUUUGAGGAUGAAAUUCAACACUGAUGCUGACAUGACCGACCCAAAAGUCAAAGCCCAGAUCCUGGAGCAGCUUCAAUCAUUGCUGAGCAGUGGUGGAAGGACAGACAUCAAACUGCAGUGGAAGAUUGAACCCAAGAAAUAGAACAGAGAACGCAACAUCUCUGUUUGAUUCACACAUUCAGUUAUUUUAU
Molecule: messenger RNA, 761 nt
Organism: Oryzias melastigma (Indian medaka)
Lineage: Eukaryota; Metazoa; Chordata; Actinopteri; Beloniformes; Adrianichthyidae
Product: L-selectin-like
Exons: 3
Coding region: 248-712 (154 amino acids)
Source: RefSeq, a predicted model, not a curated record